Carlito syrichta (Philippine tarsier) is the source of this 672-nucleotide messenger RNA. It is a transcript of the gene H1-1, whose product is annotated as histone H1.1. Gene Ontology annotation, cellular component: nucleosome. NCBI's taxonomy places the organism in Eukaryota, Metazoa, Chordata, Mammalia, Primates, Tarsiidae. The coding region runs from base 1 to 672 and encodes 223 amino acids. Gene Ontology annotation, biological process: nucleosome assembly. The transcript has a single exon. The record is from RefSeq and is a predicted model, not a curated record. Gene Ontology annotation, molecular function: structural constituent of chromatin; DNA binding.
AUGUCUGAGAUGGCGCCGUCCGCUACUGCCGCUUCUGCUGUUCCCGAGAAGCCUUCAGCUGGCAAGAAAGCGAGGAAAGCUGUGAGGGCUGCAGUCGCCGCCCGGAAAAAACCCGCUGGCCCUUCAGUGUCGGAGCUGAUCGUGCAAGCCGUUUCUUCCUCCAAGGAGCGUAGCGGCGUAUCCUUGGCAGCCCUCAAGAAGGCCCUGGCGGCGACUGGCUACGAUGUGGAGAAGAACAACAGCCGCAUCAAGCUGGGCCUUAAGAGCCUGGUGAGCAAGGGCACACUGGUACAGACGAAGGGCACUGGCGCGUCCGGCUCCUUCAAGCUCAAUAAGAAAGCAAGCUCUCUUCAAGCUUCAAGCUCUGCGGAAGCUAAAACCAACACCUCAAAGGUGGCAGCAAAAAACAAGGCAACGGGCGCCUCUAAGCCGCCCAAAAAGGCCACGGGAGCUACUGUUAAAAAGAGUGUCAAUACUCCGAAGAAGGCUAAAAAGCCUGCCGUAGCAAAGAAGUCCUCCAAGAGUCCUAAGAAGCCUAAGGCUGCAAAGCUCAAGAAAGUAGCCAAAAGCCCUGCUAAACCUAAGGCUGUAAAACCCAAAGCGGCCAAGGUGAAGGUGACUAAGCCAAAAACUGCCGCCAAACCCAAGAAGGCAGCACCCAAGAAAAAGUAA